AUGCAGUCCAAAGAUGGAAACGUCGAUGCUGCUUUUGAGACAUUGGGGCCAUUACGACUCUACAACAUGGUCCAGUACUGUCUCCUUUUGACCACAGCAUGGUCCACUGCCAUGAACAUGUUUAGUGUUGUCUUCACAGGACAGCAUAACCCUUUCAAGUGUCGUAGAACACCGUCCAUCUUUAAUGACAGCAAAUUCAAAGACCUAUCCUACUGGAACCUAUCUGAAAGUGCAACGGAAGAGGAUUUUGACAGUACUUGCAAUAUAAAACAUUUUCAUGAUGUGAGUGGAAACAUUUCAUUGGCUUCUAAUAGUUCCCUGGCCGAGAGGUGUUCUGCGUUUGACGUGGAUUUCCUUUACCCAAAAGACAUGUAUUUCGUUUCCGAGUUCUAUCUUGUGUGCGAGCGGAAGUACUUAAUUGGAAUAUCGCAACUUGUACUGACCGCAGGUCAAGGGAUUGCGAUGCUCCUUUUCCCCUACUUCACAGACCGCUACGGACGCAGGCCAGUUUUGCUUUUGUCCUGUGUCUUUAUGUUUGGGUCGUCUCUGGGUUUGGCGUGCUCCGUAAAUUACGGGAUGUUUGUCGCCUUUAAACUUCUUAUCGGAUUUUUUCUUCAGGGAAUGGAAGCAGCAGCUGUGACUGCAAUAAUGGAAACUUUGGUCACACGACACCGGGCCUUCCUCUUUGCCUGUAUGGGCAGUCUGAACUGGACAUUAUCCUGUCUCCUGCUCACGCCUGUGGCUUACUUUUUACGACAUCACUCCUGGAGGAUUCUAGAGUUCACAAUUGCAGCUGUUUCUGUAAAUAUCAUCCCUAUCUUUUUUCUACUUGAUGAAACAUUACGCUGGCUGGCGGCUAAUGGAAAAGACAAGCAAAUCUCGAAAGUACUGAAACGAGCUUCCAAGUGGAAUGGUGUUGACCUGAAGAGAGUUACAGAUGCAUUUUACCCUCCAGACUCAAAAGACAGUGAUUUAAAUGGUAACGCAUCUUUGCUUUGUACUUUUACUAAUGACUCUAAUAACUCGGAAAGGGGAGCACUUUCCUCCAAAGACGCCCGAGACAACUUUGUGAAACAUCCUGUCGCAUCUCUGACAAACGGGAUCUCACUACGAAAGGACGCACCUUGCGAUCUUUUCAAAGAUCCAAUGUUGAGGAGACAUACUUUGUUCAAUGUAGUCGCAUGGUUCUUCAACAGUUUCACCUACUUUGCCUUGAUUCUCAUGUCUUCCACUCUACAUGGAAGCAUCUAUGCCAACUAUACUCUCAACGCUGUCGCCGAGAUACCUCAAGCAAUUUUCUGCUUUUUUUACUUAGACAAGAUAGGCAGACGUAGAGGCUUCGCUCUCUUCAGCAUUAUUGCAGGGGUGGCGUUAAUUGCCGUUGCAACAGUAUGGGAGCUAGCACCUGACCAAGGAGCUGCCAUAACAGCUCUGAGCAUCAUUGGAAAAGUUGGCAUCACAGGCUCUUUCAACGUCAUAUAUCUAUACACACCAGAACUGUUCCCUACCAAUUUACGAAACAUGGGUUUGGGCGUGUCAUACUUAAGCGCACGGUUUGGUGGGAUGCUCUCCCCUUUCGCAGAGCUCCUCAUGGAGAAGAUUGUCUACGCCCCUGGCCUCGUCUUCGGCAUCAGCAGCCUCGCCAUGAGCGUGAUGCCCUUCUUCCUACCGGAGACCACUAAGUACCAGCUGCCGCAGAGCUUGGCGGAAAUGAAGCUCUGGAAGCGCCCACAAGGUGGCGCUGCUUCACGGCGACGUGUUCCUGGCCAAACAGAUGGUAACAAAACCGAGGACGCUGUGAUGUAACGUACAAUCAAUUCUAUAGGCUCGUUCAGAAACAAAAAGUCGUCGAAGCAACGAAUAGUAUAAUGGAUCAUCACAGCUAUUCUUAUAUUUGACCAACUAAAUUACUUUGCUUAAUUGGAAGAAAACUCGGAGUAAAUAGAUUACUGCCACAGGCGAUGUGAAAGACUCAAAGAUUGUUGCAUUACUGGCUUCUGGAUAUCCUCUUUC
Molecule: messenger RNA, 2013 nt
Organism: Aplysia californica (California sea hare)
Lineage: Eukaryota; Metazoa; Mollusca; Gastropoda; Aplysiida; Aplysiidae
Product: solute carrier family 22 member 15-like
Exons: 1
Coding region: 1-1806 (601 amino acids)
Biological process (GO): transmembrane transport
Molecular function (GO): transmembrane transporter activity
Source: RefSeq, a predicted model, not a curated record